AUGCUGAUAUUUUUGUUGCCCUUGUUAGCCAUCAUAAACUACAACCCAACAACAUUAGCAGCAGAUCAUCCUUACUUCCAUUGCUACUGCGCCAGCAACAACUCCUAUUUUGCAUCGCGAAAUGAUCAACUCCUUACACUUGCUGAUGAUGUUAUGGGCAAUGGUGGUGUUUACAGAGAUUACGACGAACCUUACUGUAUCGGACUCUGUCGUAAAGAUCUUAUCUCUUCUGACGCCUGUCACACCUGCAUCAACACCACCGCCUCCACUGUUGUCCGCAGUUGUCCUGCACACAACGCAGUUGUUGCUUGGGGAGUGGACGCAGGCUGUAUAAUCCAAUGCGACGACCCAUACUCAGGAUCAGAUACCAGUUAUACCACCCAACCUUUAAAUUAUUCGUUUAAUACUACCACUAUAUCCAAGAAUUACCUAACUCAGUUUGAUCAUACAGUAGCUAACUUAACAUCUAAACUUGCUGUCAAAGCUGGUCUUGAUGGAUCUCAGCCUUCUUUUUUUCCUUUUGGAUUUCAGUAUAUUCAGUACUUUGCUGCUGAAGAAGCGAACUUCAGUGAUCGUCUGACAAUCUAUGCAGCUGGGUUUUGUGUUCCUAGCAUGUCUAAGAGUGAUUGUACUGACUGCUUGAAAGCCGUUGCUAAUCAAAGUACUGUGAAAUGUAACAGAAAGCAAGGAGCUAAGAUUUUUACGGCGAAUUGUGUUCUGCGUUAUGAACUCUAUCCCUUCUAUGAAAAGUCUGCCACUGCAAUAUCUGUUUCUCCAUUACCUCCGGUUUCUCCCUCUUCUCGGAAAAGUUUGUUUGCUGCUUAUCUAAUAUCAGUUAAAAAAAGAAGUUUCAGAAUAUAA
Molecule: messenger RNA, 861 nt
Organism: Beta vulgaris subsp. vulgaris (sugar beet)
Lineage: Eukaryota; Viridiplantae; Streptophyta; Magnoliopsida; Caryophyllales; Amaranthaceae
Product: cysteine-rich receptor-like protein kinase 25
Exons: 1
Coding region: 1-861 (286 amino acids)
Source: RefSeq, a predicted model, not a curated record